This is a messenger RNA of Microtus oregoni (creeping vole), 326 nucleotides long. RefSeq names its product prothymosin alpha-like. The record is from RefSeq and is a predicted model, not a curated record. Gene Ontology annotation, molecular function: histone binding. NCBI's taxonomy places the organism in Eukaryota, Metazoa, Chordata, Mammalia, Rodentia, Cricetidae. Gene Ontology annotation, cellular component: nucleus. Bases 1 to 273 code for a protein of 90 amino acids. Gene Ontology annotation, biological process: positive regulation of transcription by RNA polymerase II; negative regulation of apoptotic process. The transcript has a single exon.
AUGUCAGACUCGGCCAUGGACACCAGCUCUGAGAUCACCACCAAGGACUUGAAGGAGAAGAAGGAAGUUGUGGAGGAGGCAGAGAAUGGAAGAGACGCACCUGCCAAUGGCAAUGCUCAGAAUGAGGAAAAUGGGGAGCAGGAGGCCGACAAUGAGGUAGAUGAAGAAGAGGAAGAAGGUGGGGAGGAAGAGGAGGAGGAGGAAGAAGGUGACGGUGAGGAAGAGGAUGGAGAUGAAGAUGAGGAAGCUGAGGCUCCUACGGGCAGCAGGUAGCUGAAGACGAUGAGGAUGAUGAUGUUGACACCAAGAAGCAGAAGACUAACGAG